AUGCUGCCUUACCUGUUCCCUGAGCUGUCCACCUUUGCUACAGUCGCCGAUCUCAUCACCCACCUUCGCACUAGUGACACUCGCCUGCGUGCCGCCCUUCCCACCGAGUUCUGCGCUAAGAACCCCCCUCCACUGUACUGGACACUCCACUUCAUAGUCACCCGUCUCCCUGACACCCUCAGCUCAGUGCGCGACUAUUUCCUUGCUCGCUGUCCCACUGAGCUCACUGUCGCCCUCCUAGAGGAGAAGCUGCUAGCAGCCGAGAAGAGCAUUGUAGCUGUCGGUGCUGCUCGCGGCGCUCCUCGCACCCCCAUCUUUGAGGGGUGCUCUCCCUCUCCCCUCGCUCCCUCCUACGCUACUGCUGCUGCUGUUGACUUCCUUGGUGCUGAGGUGGCGGGGGUGGCGCUGGGGGGGGAGGGGGUGGGGGAGGUGGGGGGGGAGGCGGUGCUGGAGGGAGCGGUGGCGGGAGUGCUGGUGGGAGUGGGGUCGGCAGCGGAGGCGGGGGCGGCGGAGGGAGCGGUGGCGGUGGUGGCAGCAGCGGUGGCAGUGGCGGCGGUGGCGGUAGCGGCGGGUGGCGGUGGCGGCGAUGGCAGUCGGAGCGGAGGUAGUGGCGGCGGUGGAGGUCGGAGUGGAGGCACCGGCUCGGGCCAGAGCUCCCAGCAGCAGCAGCGUCCCCAGACGACCCAGCAGCUUCGUGAGUGGCUUGCUCAGCGUGGGACGUCGGGGGGCAGUGGCCGCUGUUCCUAUGUCAUUCGCACAGGUGAUCGCAAGGGGCAGAAGUGUGGGAAGUUCCACACCCAGUACCGCUGCUUCUCCCGCCUUGACGACGCUUGGCGUGAGGAGAUGGGCGAGGAUGUUGAGCGCCCCCGCUGGGCUGAUCUGAUGAGGGCUGGUGUUGAUAUCUUUGCUCUUGACUAUGAUGCUAUUAUUGCUGCCAUGUAUGCAUUGACUGUUAGUGCCGAGGGAGACUGUUACUUGUGUGUGCCGCCUGACCCAGGUAUAGAGCCCGCUGCCCUAGGUACUAGUGAGUCUGCUCUCUCUGGUACUGUGCCCUCUGUGGCUGCUCCCUCCCGUACUGUCCCUGCUGCUAGUGAGUCUGCUCUCUCAGGUACAGCACCCACAGAGACUGCUCUCUCAGGUGCUGCACUUGCUGAGGCCUUGCACACCUUCACUCUUGACUCAGGUGCUUCCCGCUGUUUCUUUCGAGACAGUACUGAGCUCACUCCGCUCCCUGCACCGGUCCCAGUCUCCCUGGCUGACCCCUCGGGGAGCCCGAUCCUUGCACGGUCCACCACUGUGCUCCCGUGUCCGGCGGUUCCGUCUGGCUCGUUGUCGGGUUUCCACCUCCCCUUGUUCUCGACGAACCUGGUGAGCAACGCUGUCAUCCAGGAUCAGUGGGUUGACACCUUUACCCCUGGAGGACAGCGUGUGGCGAUCCUCACGUGCUCCAGGACCGGCCGUCACCUGGCUACGUUUACCCGUCAGCCGGGGUCGAGUCUCUACACACUGACCACUGUGUCUCCUCAGGUCGCUGCUGUCGGUCAGGUGUCCGCGUCAGGUCUGGUAGCCCACGCCUGUGAGUGUCGUUCCCUGUCACACCAGACUCUUCUCUGGCACCACCGCCUGGGUCACCCCUCCUUGCCACGCCUCCGUGGCAUGCACCGUCGCCACCUUGUGUCUGGUCUUCCCAGGUCCCUCCCUCCCCUCCCUGCCUCGCCUGCGCCGCCUUGCCUUCCUUGCGUCGAGGGGCGGCAGCGCGCCGCUCCUCACUCCUCGUUCCCCCUGACAGAGGCUCCUCUGCAGACCCUCCACCUGGACGUGUGGGGCCCAGCCCGCGUUCGUGGCCAGGGCGGUGAGCGGUACUUUUUGCUGGUUGUCGACGACUACUCGCGUUACACCACGGUCUUCCCCUUGCGCACCAAGGGUGAGGUCCCUGCUGUUCUGAUCCCUUGGAUCCGCACAGUUCGUCUCCAGCUCCGCCGCCGUUUCCGGACAGAUCUUCCUGUCCUGCGUCUGCACUCUGACAGAGGUGGUGAGUUCUCCUCCGACCUCUUGAGGACCUUCUGUCAGGCGGAGGGCAUUGAGCAGACCUUCACGCUUCCGGACUCCCCGAAGCAGAAUGGGGUUGCUGAGCGCCGCAUUGGCCUGGUCAUGGAGGUCGCUCGUACCUCCUUGGUCCAUGCGGCGGCUCCCCAUUUUCUGUGGCCGUUUGCGGUCCGGUACGUCGCGCAUCAGCUCAACCUCUGGCCCCGUGUCUCCUUGCCGGAGACCUCGCCCGCACUGCGUUGGACGGGGGAGGUUGGCGAUGCGUCGAGCUUCUGGGUGUGGGGUGCUCGUGCCCUUGUCCGCGAUACGUCCGCGGACAAGCUCUCCUCCCGCACGCUUCCCUGUGUCUUCCUUGGCUUUGUCCCUGAUGCGCCUGGCUGGCAGUUUUACCACCCCACCUCGCGCCGGGUCUUCGCCUCUCAGGACGUCACCUUUGACGAGUCGGUCCCUUUUUACCGUCUCUUCCCCUACCGCACUGCCCCCCUCCCUCCCUCGCCGCUUUUCCUCGUGUCACCUACACAAAUAUAA
Molecule: messenger RNA, 2574 nt
Organism: Closterium sp. Yama58-4
Lineage: Eukaryota; Viridiplantae; Streptophyta; Zygnematophyceae; Desmidiales; Closteriaceae
Source: the annotation of a GenBank genome assembly